This is a messenger RNA of Gadus chalcogrammus (walleye pollock), 3877 nucleotides long. RefSeq names its product inactive dipeptidyl peptidase 10-like. The transcript has 27 exons. Gene Ontology annotation, molecular function: dipeptidyl-peptidase activity; serine-type peptidase activity. Bases 1 to 2340 code for a protein of 779 amino acids. NCBI's taxonomy places the organism in Eukaryota, Metazoa, Chordata, Actinopteri, Gadiformes, Gadidae. The record is from RefSeq and is a predicted model, not a curated record. Gene Ontology annotation, biological process: proteolysis.
AUGGCUGAGUUUGUGGACGUCAGCCCUCCUCAGAGGAACUGGAAGGGCAUUGCCAUUUCCCUGCUGGUCAUCGUGGGUGUCUGCGCCCUCAUCUCCCUGUCAGUCGUCCUGCUCAGCCCCGCUGAAGUCCCGGGCACCAAGAGGUCCAGGGCAAGCGUGGCGGAUCUUUACUCGCUGGAGUUCAGGGUGCGGGACCCUGUGACGUCGUGGUUUGGUGCCUCAGAGGUGGUAUUCAGAGACCACAGCGGCCAUGUGGUCAAGCUCAACGUCGUCUUGAACGAGACAGAGGUGCUCAUCAGGAACAAGACAUUCGUGGAUUUCAGGGCGGUGAAGUACUCGCUCUCUCCUGAUCUGAAGUUCGCCCUUGUGGCCUAUGAUGUGAACCAGGUGUAUAGAUACUCCUACACCGCCUCCUACAUCAUCUACAACCUCCACACCAGGGAGGUGUGGGAAGUGAGCCCUCCAGAGGUCCAGAAUGCAGUGCUUCAGCACGCAGCUUGGGGGAAACAUGGCCAACAGCUGCUGUACGUCUUUGAGAACAACCUGUACUACCAGGCUGACCUGCGGGCCAGCACCUUUAGGGUGACCUCAUCAGGGGCCCACAAGGUCAUCUUCAACGGCCUCGCUGACUGGCUCUACGAGGAGGAGAUCCUUAAGUCCCACCUGGCCUACUGGUGGUCGCCUGACGGAGAGAGGCUGGCCUUCCUCACCAUCAACGACACCCUGGUGCCCAACAUGGCCCUGCCCCAGUUCACCGGCAGCACAUACCCACAGGGACUACACUACCCAUACCCCAUGGCCGGUCAGGUCAACCCCUCCGUGAGGCUGUCUGUGGUCAGCCUGUUUGGGACGAACACACACACGCAGGAGCUGGUACCACCCGAGGGAUUCAGGACGAGGGAUUUGUACGUUUCAAUGGUGAAGUGGAUAAGCAGCACUCACCUGGCGGUUCGCUGGCUGAGGCGUUCCCAGAAUGCAUCAGUGCUCACGGUCUGCGAUGCAACUACAGGCUCCUGUAUACAGAGACACCAGGAGACUUCAGAGGCCUGGCUCACCAUGCAGGACAGGGUUCCCUGGUUCUCCAGGGACAGGAGCAGGCUGUUCCUCACCCUGCCGGUGAAGCAGGGCGGUCAGGGUGACUUCCAGCAUAUCUCCAUGCUCAUCAAAAAGUCACGGAGCGACCAGAAUGAGGUGCGCCACCUCACCUCCGGCGACUGGGAGGUGACAAGAAUCCUAGCGUAUGACGAAAGCAAUCAAAUCAUAUACUUUCUGAGCACAGAGGAUUCUCCACAACACCGACACAUGUACAGUGUGUCAACUCUGGGCUUGUUUCCAAGGCGAUGCCUGACCUGCGGCUUGAGGCAGGGCUGCACGUUCUUUGACGCUGACGUCAGCCCAGACUCCCAGCACGCAAUUCUACGAUGCAAAGGUCCUGGAGUUCCUUCGCUUCUGCUGCUGAUCUUCGCUGACGUCCCCUCCUAUUUUAUUCUGGAGGACAACCUGCCACUGCGUUCGGCAUUGGAGAGCAGACAGAGAGUCCAAUCAGAGACCAAGAUGAUCUCACAUGACCACUUUGAGCUGGCUGUGAGGCUGACCUAUCCCUCCGACUUCUCCACCUCCUACCUCUACGGCCUCCUCCUGAUGGUUGAAAGCCCCCCAGGGGGGCAGGGCGUGUCUGAUGAGUUCCGGCUGGGCUUUGAUUGGCUGCUGGCGUCCUCCGAGCAGGUUGUCGUGGCGCGGGUCGAUGGCCGAGGGUCGGGUUUCAGAGGUCAAAGAUUACUGCAUCAGAUCCAUCAGAAGCUGGGAACAGUUGAUGUACAGGACCAGCUGGCUGCACUAGAAUAUCUUGGGAAACUGCCCUACAUCGACCGAAGACGCGUGGGAAUCUACGGCCAGGGCUACGGCGGCUACGUGGCGCUGGAGAUGCUGAAGGCCGCGGGUCCGGACCAGCCUGUCCAUUGUGCUGCCGUCCAGGCUCCGGUCAUUGACUGGUCCAUGUACGCCUCGGCCUUCUCUGAGCGCUACCUGGGCCCCCCGUCCAGAGAGGACCAGGUGUACCAGGCAUCCCAAGUCCUGCCCAACCUGAGGUCCUCGCCCAGUGGGGGGCUUCUGCUGGCCCACGGGACAGCUGACGCCAAUGUUCACUUCCAGCACUCCGCCGAGCUCAUCAAACGGCUGAUCAGGAUCGGGGCCAACUACAGCAUGCAGAUUUAUCCAGAUGAAGGCCACUUCCUGUCGCCAGGCAGCCAGCUGCAACUCACCCAGUGUCUGAUUGGCUACUUUAAAGGAUGCCUGCUUGACUCCUCCCCGUUGCUAAGACUACAGCGAGAGGAAGACUGAGACGAGACGUCAAGUCCUACAGUCUGAACUUGUGUGCGUGUGUGUGUAUGUAUCAUUUCAGAGUUUAUUGUGCUUGUUAUUAGUUAGUGUGACUUUUUUCUUGUGUCAUAAAAGUAUUUUUUACCGGUAGCAUAGUGUAAAAUGGACAAAGUAAAUCUAUAGAUAGGUUUCUUUCAGCUCGAAUCAAACUGCACUUGGCAAGCAGCUGCUGAUAUUGGACCAUCCUUUGUGAGCCUAACUUAUAAACAGAUUGAGGACGGUGUGGCAUAACCUGGGAACAGAGCGAGUAGUGCGAUAGAGCAUGCGUGUUUGUGUCACACUUUUCCCUCGUACUUGCAACAGUUGUAUUGUUUAUAAGAUUGGGAAACUCACCAGGUUCAUGAAUACUGCAGUCUAUCAAAACCAAUACAACCACAAACUCCUAUUUGAUAAGCCAUUUGUAAUGGUGACUUACAACAGUGCUUUUGCUGACGUUUCUCCAAGCAAUUCCAUUAGUGAAUUUUAAAUGUGUUAUUUUAUGUGUUGACAAUUAAUAUAAAUGAAUGCUCCCUGCUUAUUAGGGAGUGGUUUGUGUCAUAAGGGUCUCUGUAAACUACGCUACUUACUGUAUGGCAAGAGGUCAUAAUGCUGCCUUAAAUGUCUUGUCAACCAUACACUUGUGGUGCUAUCCAUUUGGUACGCCCACCCUAACGAGGCGUAAGGUAUAAAUCUCCCAGGUUUCUUGAGGCAUUUCAUGGAGGCACGCCCCCUUUUGGUCAUAGUAUAAAGCUUCCCACUCGUAGUUCUGAGAGUAGACAGAGUUCAGUGAAGCUGACCGUACGACUCGAUAACAAAAAUGGCUGCACCUGUAGAGAAUUAUUUUCUUUGUAUUUUGUACCACGUUGGUCAGUUUAAUGUCGAUGUUAAAGGCUCUUACACACUUGAUUACAUUGCUACUUUAUUCCGGUCAUCAAUUUAUGCAAAACACCGUCUUUCUGUACGUGCAGUACAAUGUACAGUUGUUUUUUUUCGAGCUGAUUUGCUAAAGAGGCUAAUAUAGCGAACAAUAACUAGCCAAUGCGUAACUGGAACGUUUAAGUGCUGCAAGCCAGGAAAUCACUUUCUCGCUAAAGCAGGUCGGAUGUACUGGUGUACCAUACAAAUGGAUAGCACCAUUACUGGAACACACACCGUUGACAUUUUCCAUCUCCAAUCUGUCAAACUUAAGAUAAUUUAUUUCAUUUAAACCACUAGGGUGGGGUCAUGUUUUUCUUGCUUGAAAGAAGCGCUAGGUUUAUUAUGGAUGUUGUAUUUGAGACUUUUGCUAUUAAAUAUUCAAGAGUCUUGAUUCUUUUGAGAAAGUCAUUAUUUUGUAUUACUUGUCUAGAGAUGCUAGUUUCUUUUAAUACCGAUGCCUGUGGGGAAAAUAAACUAACUUUGUAGUGAAAGGCUUUCAGCCGUCAGGUAGCAUCACCAUCUUGUGGUAAUAAGCGGUAUCUCACCAUUGUGUACAAUUCCGGGAAAUGGAUUCCAGAUGACAUCUGUAUUUGGCUGAUGU